This is a messenger RNA of Sipha flava (yellow sugarcane aphid), 570 nucleotides long. Its product is annotated as ras-like GTP-binding protein rhoA. Gene Ontology annotation, biological process: small GTPase-mediated signal transduction. Gene Ontology annotation, molecular function: GTP binding; GTPase activity. The transcript is spliced from 2 exons. Lineage: Eukaryota; Metazoa; Arthropoda; Insecta; Hemiptera; Aphididae. The coding region runs from base 1 to 570 and encodes 189 amino acids. The record is from RefSeq and is a predicted model, not a curated record.
AUGAGGAUCGAGAAGAAAAUCGUGAUCGUCGGUGACGGCGAGAGCGGUAAAACGUGCCUGUUACACGUGUUCUUCGAGGACGUCUACCCAGACGUGUACAUGCCAACGGUGUUCGACACCUUCUGGACCGACAUCGAAGUGGACGGGAAAACGGUGUACCUGACGAUCUGGGACACGGCCGGCCAAGAAGACUACGACCGGCUGCGACCGCUCUCAUACCCCGACUCGGACGCGGUGAUUGUGUGCUAUUCGAUUGACACGCCGAAAUCGUUGAUCAACGUGAUCGAUAAAUGGGUACCGGAGGUGCGGUACUUCUGUCCGGCAGUGCCAAUCGUGUUGGUGGGCAACAAGAAGGACCUGCGGAACACAUCGGCAGAAACCGGCACUACCGUCAAGGUCCGGGCACCGAUGCUGAGCACGGACGCGGGCAGAACGGUCGCCAACGAGAUCGGAGCUUUCGCGUUCGUCGAGUGUUCGGCGAUGACCCGGGACGGCGUUCAAGACGUGUUCAGAGCCGCAGUGAAGGCCAUGCGACGCGAGCACAAACACGGUCAGUGCGUUUUGCUUUAA